This is a messenger RNA of Aspergillus aculeatus ATCC 16872, 801 nucleotides long. RefSeq lists its product as uncharacterized. The transcript is spliced from 2 exons. The record is from RefSeq and is a predicted model, not a curated record. NCBI's taxonomy places the organism in Eukaryota, Fungi, Ascomycota, Eurotiomycetes, Eurotiales, Aspergillaceae. Bases 1 to 801 code for a protein of 266 amino acids.
AUGGCACACGUAACCUAUUCCGAAGGCAUUUCAAUCCUUCAGUUGAUCGUGUUCCCAUUUCUUCUCGCGUGUUCCAUCUACAUCUGGAAACGAACAGGAUGGAGAGCCGGUGGUCAUACCUGGCGAUUCGCUGUCAUCCUAUCUUUGCUCCGUGUGGUCGGCAGCAUAUGCACAUUGGCCCAGCUCAGUUUCACUUCGACCAAUCUAAGAACUGCAGCAACAGUAUGCAAUUUAAUCGGUAUCGCGCCACAGUCCCUGAUGUAUAUGGGACUGUUGCAACAAAUUGAUGUGGAAUACCGAAUCCCUCCCAAACCCCUGCAAUCCUUGUCCCUUAUAUCAUUGAUCGCCCUCAUCAUCGCGAUCGUGGGAGUGGAUAAGACAGAAAAGUCCGGCAGCAUCAAUGCACUCCUCAAGGCAGCCAUGAUCAUCUUUCUCAUCGUCUUUGCCGCCAUCCUGGCGGCCACUGCUUGGCUGUUCAAUGAGACAAAAGGCACCCUGAAAAGAUUCCAGAAAAAGCUGUUCAUCGGAAUCGCUCUGUCUGCUCCCUUUUAUACCGUGCGUCUGAUCUUUGCGGCGAUCGCCGAUCUGGGCCAUUAUGAGAUCUUCCAGUCGUCCCUCAGUAGCAACCCUACCGACAGCAGUCUCACACUCUCGUUGUGCAUGUCUGUGCUGGAAGAGAUGAUUGCUCUGACAAUUGCCGUGGCCUUUGGUUGGUCUGCCAUGCUCGAGCGAGACUUCGUUAUCCCGGGAGCGGCAGUCCCUGGAAAUUUUGAACAGGAGCAGAAGGUUGAGGGUGUAUGA